AUGGAGGUGCAGGUUGCGCCCCGGAGAGCCUGGGACGACUUCUUCCCCGGCGUCGAGCGCUUCGCCCGGCCGGAUUUCAGAGACGUGUCCAAAUGGAACAACAGGGUGGUCAGCAACCUGCUCUAUUACCAGACCAAUUACCUGCUGCUGGCUGCCGCGGUCGUCUCCAUCGUGGGAUUUCUGAGCCCACUGAACAUGAUCCUUGGUGGCACCAUAGUGGUGCUGGUGUUCACAGGCUUUGUGUGGGCAUCACACAACAAGGACAUCCUUCGCAAGUUCAAGAAGCAGUACCCAACUGCGUUUGUGGUAGCCAUCCUGCUGUCUAGUUACUUCUUGAUAUCCUAUUUUGGAGGUGUCAUGGUGUUCAUAUUUGGGAUAACAUUUCCUCUACUGUUGAUAUUUAUCCAUGCAUCUCUGAGGCUUCGGAGCAUAAAGAACAAACUGGAGAAUAAAAUGGAAGGAAUAGGUUUGAAGAAGACCCCUAUGGGCAUAGUACUUGAUGCCCUUGAACAGCAGGAAGAGAACAUCAACAAACUGGCUGACUACAUUGCUAAAGUGAAGGAAUAAGAUGCACAUAAUAUGGCAUUCUUACCUGUUGCAGGAAUUUAGUUUCUAUUUACUUUUGUCAAAGCUUGCUUUCAAUUUGUCUGAGAUGCACAUACUGUAUAGAUUGAAAAUGGCAAGAUACAGGUAUACAAAGCUAUGCAGGGCUCCUCUAAGGCUGGGGAGGAGAGACUCACCUUUCUAGAGUAUGGUAAAAUGUCUUGGUAUUGCAUACAUAUGCACCAACUGUUUUUAAAGCACUUGUUUUCUGGCGGGGGAAACAAACAUGAAUUGCAGUCUCUGAACCUGUUCUUGGUAGCCAGUGUCAUGUCUAAGUAUUUAUAAUGCACUUCAUUGGAGGAAUGAUAUAGGGGUGGGGCUGUUUAGUGCACUACCAGUUGGCUAAAAAUGUCACCAGACAAAAAUCUGGCAGUCAGGACUGGCUGAAAGCUCUGCCAAUAAAAAUUUUUUUUUCAUUUCUUUCCCCCCCACCCCCCCCCAAAAAAAAACCUCUAGGGGGUGUCCUCCUGUCAGCUUACCUUUUCAAGCAGGUUAUAGUCAAGCCAUCUUAUUAUCUGAAGUAGCAAAUGGAAAGAAUAAAUUGACCAGAGCACACAAGUCACCUCGCAUGCUCAUAAAAUGUAAUAUUUCUUAUAGCAGGAGAUCCAAGUCUAAAUGGGCAACGUAUGUAAACUAUAUAGCUCCCUUGUCCAGCUCUGCCUACAAAGCACGGAUGCAGAUUUGACUGAAUUCAGUAGGAGAGGCACAUGUGUCUCUGAAGGUUAUUAUGAGCCUUAAAUGUCUCUGACAUCUUUGGCUCUCUUGAGGUCCAUGAAAGCUUUUUUGCAAUUGCCUUCAAUAGAGCCACAAUUUCACACUUACAAGGUGUGGGUUUUUGCAAUUGGUUUCUUCUUUCUUUUAAUACUUAAAAAAAAAACCUGUGGACUGUAAGAAUAGCUAGGAGACUCUUAUUUGGAGUUCUGGUUUUGUUUUGUUUUUUGUUUUAAAACUGUCCCUUGAGAUUUUAGGACUUACCUCAUUGUCCAAAUUGUGCUCUGACUCUUCCUGUUUAAAGAAGACACUGGCUAAAACAUACAUCUUGCUAAUUUAUUCUACUUGUGGCUCUAUUCAAGGGAAAUAAGACCAGAUUUCAGACUUGUAAAUAAAAACAAAUUACAUGUUCUUAAAACCAUUCCCAAAUUCAUGUAAGCAAUUAUUUUCAAGAGCUAUUGUUACAAAUAGCUUCAGUAAACUUCAGCUUGACUGCAGUCUGUGCUACCUAAACCAUAUGCAUGGAAAAACUUAUGCAGAUUAACAUAGUAUGUAACCAUCAGUCUUGCAUCUCUCCUCCCUUUUUUUAUGAAGUAUUUAUCUGUAACUGACUUGAUUUACAUGGCAGGUACAGCAGAUAUCCCAAAAACCUCUUCAAAGUUCAUGUGUACAAGACGCAUCAGUGUGCACGUGCGCACACACCUGGGGUCUCUUCCAAAUGAAUUGUUUUGGAGUCUGAACACCUCAUUCCAUACAAAUGUUCCAGAGUGAUCAGUAUUUAUUAGAAGCUUCUUUACGUGUAUAUUCCAGGGUAAGAAGCCAUGACCUGCUCCUUUAUUAUAGUACAUUGUCUUAGCUUUCGAUGAGUAAUUCUUGCUACACUUACAGAAGAGAUACUAGCCUAUGACUUCAUGAAUAUAUGGUUACAUUGUAGAAUUUUAAAAAUUAGUUGUGAAGAAUAAAGUUUAACCAUUGUUAAAACAGA
Molecule: messenger RNA, 2299 nt
Organism: Caretta caretta (loggerhead turtle)
Lineage: Eukaryota; Metazoa; Chordata; Testudines; Cheloniidae
Gene: ARL6IP5
Product: ARF like GTPase 6 interacting protein 5
Biological process (GO): negative regulation of transport
Cellular component (GO): membrane
Source: RefSeq, a predicted model, not a curated record